Carassius gibelio (silver crucian carp) is the source of this 2315-nucleotide messenger RNA. RefSeq names its product splicing factor, proline- and glutamine-rich. The record is from RefSeq and is a predicted model, not a curated record. Gene Ontology annotation, cellular component: nucleus. Gene Ontology annotation, biological process: regulation of DNA-templated transcription. Gene Ontology annotation, molecular function: RNA binding. The transcript has 10 exons. The coding region runs from base 141 to 1937 and encodes 598 amino acids. Lineage: Eukaryota; Metazoa; Chordata; Actinopteri; Cypriniformes; Cyprinidae.
GGUCUUUCACGUAACCAGUGGCCAUUUUACAAAACAAGAAUCGGGAGUGCAAGUUAGCCAAGCUCCCCUGUAGUUUUUGAAUAUAUACCGCUGUUUAACUUAAUAUUUUUAACGGCUUUUCUUAGUCUGCUUGUGUGAAAAUGUCUCGUGACCGGUCCCGUAACCGUGGAGGAUUCCAGCACCGAGGCCGCGGAGGAAUCGGGAUGCGCGGCGGUAUGGGAAACCCAAAUUUUAGAAAUCAAAACCAGUAUCCUUAUCAGAACCGAGGAGCCCAUAUGGGUGGUGGGUUUAAGCCGAAUUUGGGAAACCAACCCACCCAGGCGUCUACACCACAGAAGCCGCAAGAAUCCAAUCAAAACAAACCAGCGGUGCAGACACCUCCGGCGCAAGCCCCUGUCCUGCCCCAGCAGAGCAACAACAAAGGCCCGUCGCCACAACCGACCGCCGUUCCCGCUCAGCCGAAGAUCCAGUCUCCACCGCCGCAGAAUACCGUGAAGACCCCGGACCUCGUAUCCCCACAGAACCAGCCCAGAAAGAUUCAACCCGCCCAAGGUGUGAUGGGAAAUGGCCAAAAACCGCCUGUUCCCGUGAUGAAAGCCCCAGAGCAGACACCACCACCACAACAACAACAACAACCACCGAUCACCAAGAGUGAGGACAGCUCUCAGCCUCAGGAAUUGAGAGCGACGCUGUCUUUGCUGCGCAAGCCCGGGGAGAAGACCUACACUCAGCGCUGCCGUCUGUUUAUUGGGAACCUCCCAAACGACAUCACUGAACCUGAAUUCAGGAAAUUGUUUGCAAAGUAUGGCGUGCCCAGUGAGAUUUUCAUCAAUCAAAGCAAAGGGUUUGGAUUUAUCAGACUGGAAUCCCGUGCCUUGGCAGAGAUUGCAAAAGCUGAGCUGGAUGAUAUCCCAAUGAAAGGCAGACCACUUAGAGUUCGUUUUGCCACUCAUUCUGCCGCACUUUCUGUGCGCAACUUGUCUCCAUAUGUGUCCAAUGAACUGCUGGAAGAAGCCUUCUCUCAGUUUGGGAUGGUGGAGAGGGCUGUAGUAAUCGUAGACGACCGUGGCCGCUCCACUGGGAAGGGCAUUGUUGAGUUUUCUUCCAAGCCAGCUGCACGGAAGGCCCUCGAUCGGAUCAGUGAUGGAGUCUUCCUUCUCACAUCGGCACCCCGUCCAAUUGUGGUUGAAUUGUUAGAACAAUAUGAUGAGGAGGACGGUUUGCCAGAGAAACUUGCACAGAAGAACCCCAGUUAUCAGAAGGAGCGAGAGCAACCUCCUCGGUUCGCCCGUCCUGGUACCUUUGAGUUUGAAUACUCGCAACGAUGGAAGUCUCUUGAUGAGAUGGAGAAACAACAGAGGCAACAAGUGGAGAAGAACAUUCGUGAGGCCCGUGAGAAGCUGGAAGGAGAGAUGGAAGAUGCUUAUCAUGAGCACCAAGCAAACAUGCUCAGACAGGACCUUCUUAGACGUCAGGAGGAACUCCGCCGCAUGGAAGAGUUGCACAGUCAGGAGAUGCAGAAGCGUAAAGAGAUGCAGCUCAGGCAAGAAGAGGAACGCCGUAGGAGAGAGGAGGAGAUGAUGCGGCAGAGAGAAAUGGAGGAACAGAUGAGGCGCAAACGUGAGGAGUCUUACAGAAUGGGCGGCUUUAUGGAUAAUAGAGACAGGGAGAUGAGAAUGAAUUCCAGUGGAGGCCUGGGGUUGGCUGAUAUGCCAUUUGGGUCACCUAGCCAGAAGUUUCCAUUGACCGGAAUGAACUUUGAAGGACACCAGGGAAUGGGGGGAACAACACCUGGGGGCAUGGCGCCCAACGAAAUGCGCAAUGAGCGUUUCCCGCAAGGUGGCCAAGGGGGUCCAAGGGGCAUGGGUGCUGGAAACCCAGGAUUUGGCAGGGUCCGUGAGGAAUAUGAAGGAGCUGCCAAGAAGCCACGCUUCUGAUCUGGCACUAUAAAAUCAAAGUUUGUGUGUGGAAAUCCAGAGGCUCGGUUCUGGAAUCACAAUUGAUGUAUUUAAGUUUAAAGAAGUUUUAGCCUGAAAACUCAUCCCAUUUGUGGCAAUAUUUUUUUUUUUUCGUCCUGUUUUUAUUUUGUAUUCUUAAUAGGUAAUAUAGUGAAACCAUUGAAGCCAGCAGUGGCUCAGUGCUACCAACAUGUAAUCCUCUUUCUUACUAGUCUAUCUUGUCAUGUUACUUGUGUUAUACUGGUGAAUAUUGUAAAUUGUUCUGAUCUCACUAUGGCUGUGUUCUGUGCCAUUCACAUCUAAAAUAAUACAUGUACAUUUUCAAUAAAGAGUGCAGUUGGUUCUCCAAAACCCCAA